AUGGCAUCCACAACCUACACGAUUUUGCCCAAGGACGAUGGGACGGCCGUGAUCCGACAACAGGAGAAAGACGACCUGGGAUCCGAGGCCGUCAGCCAUCAGCAACCCGCUCGAUGGAAAUUGACCCUGCAGCUUGCCACACUCGCCACAGCAACUGUACUGCUUGUCAACGUGAUCAUCACGGUGUACUUCGCCGUCUCAAACGGCCUGCAUGGCGGAAACUCGAUUCUUUAUCAUGGCGACUGUGCGGAAACUGCCCGGCUGUCGACUUGGUCUCAUAUCGGCAUCAAUAUUCUCAGCACGAUUUUGCUGAGUGGAAGCAACAAUGCGCAGCAAUAUCUUUCUGCGCCGACGAGAGCGGAACUGGAUCGGGCUCACGCCGCUAAAGAGUGGCUCGACAUCGGUAUACCAAGCAUCCGCAACCUGUUUUCGUCCAAGAUAGGACCCUACAGACGCAUCCUGUGGGGAUUUCUGGCAUUGGGUUCGAUUCCUCUGCACUGGGUGUACAACUCGGCCAUGUUUGCCAGUUUGUCUGCAAAAGAGUACUCGGUUCUGGUAGUGUCUCCCGAUUUCAUCGACGGUACUAACACUGGCUUCGUCGAUCCUGUCGCCCAUGUCUGGAAUACCGAUGACGUUAGGGCCACCAACGAAUCGGUUGCCAUCAUACGCAAGGUCAUGAACACCUUCGAGAGGCUUGAUGUUUCCGAGUGUGUUACUGCGUACGCUCAGCAGGUCGUCUCGUCAAGGCGAGAUUUGAUCGUCGUCGUGGAUGCGCCCAGCUACGACGUCAAAUAUUGCCCCUCUGCCUACACUUCGCUCACCUGCUUUUACGCCAACCCCAAUGUGACGAAUUCGAUAAUCCAAAUCUAUAGCAGCGAAUACGGAAACUGGAUAUAUGCCUCUACCUCAUACGCCUGGAUGUGUGCCGACUAUGUUUCUGGCUGCGGCGACCCGGCAGUUACCAAAUCAAUGAAGACAUCAUGGACAUUGUACGACUAUCCGGUGGAUUACUGCUUGAGCGAACGCGUUCAAGAGGACUGCACUUUUCGCAUGAGCGUUCCAAUCAUGCUGAUUGUGUGCGUGUGCAAUAUCACGAAGCUGGUUUGUCUUGUCCUUGCGCUCCUCUUGAUAAAAGAAGCCCCACUCCUCACCAUUGGUGAUGCUGUUGCUUCCUUCAUGCGGAACAAAGAUCCCAAUACCACCAAUAUGGCGUUGGUUCCAAGGUCAGAAUUUGAUCAGAAGAGCAAUUGGAAACCCAAAUCUCUACCAUAUGACAACCCUCGCCGGCGCUACUUCUCCUCUGCUUCUUCCUGGAAAUGGUGGAUAUGCAAUCUUCUUUACACUAUUGGUAUAGGUCUCAUUGCCGGGCUCAUGGGCCGAGCAAUUCACUCGAUAGCCCUCGUAACAACGCAAACGUCGACCGGGCAACUGAUACUCACAGAUGGUUUUGGCAAGAUUGUAUCUCGGAAUCUGCUGACCUUAACGUCGUCCUUCGUCCCGUCCGUGCUGCUGGCUAAUUUCCCACAACUGGUUUUGUCGGCAAUUUACCUCACAUACAAUGCUCUGGCGACAAGCAUGUCUGUAACUCGAGAAUACGUCUCAUACUCGAUCUUUAAUAUCACUAAGAAAGGAAACGCCCCAGCUUCUCUUCGAGUUUCCAAUCCGACCGAAGAAUCCUCUCAACGCCGAGCGUAUUAUCUCCAGCUGCCGUUUCGCUUCGCCAUUCCCCUCAUGGCGGGAUCAACAGUUCUGCACUGGCUCACAUCGCAGUCUCUAUUUCUCGCCAAGGUCGACAUUUAUCAUUCUCUGAAUACUCAUACCCCAGCCGAAACCGAAGUCAUUGACGCUGAAGCCAGCCUUGAUACCACUGGCUUCUCGGUUCUGCCAAUGAUCUGCGCCCUCAUCAUCGCAGUCAUCAUGACAUUGAUUCUGAAUGGAAUUGCGUUGAGGAGAAUUACCGGCGCCAUGCCCAUUGCCGGAAGCUGCAGCGCCGCUAUUGCUGCAUCAUGCCAUGGUCGUGGCUGCGGGCUUGGACCUGUGACAUGGGGUGUCGUGGACGAAGCAGGAGAGCAUCUCAUGAGAUCCACGCCGCCCGAUGCUGAUGCUGACGAUUUUUCAAACAGCAGCAGCAGUGGAAAAUUAGGAUUUGUUGACGGCACCGCAGGGUGUCCUGUGCAGGGUCAAUUUUACUUUUGA
This is a messenger RNA of Fonsecaea multimorphosa CBS 102226, 2196 nucleotides long. RefSeq lists its product as uncharacterized. The record is from RefSeq and is a predicted model, not a curated record. Lineage: Eukaryota; Fungi; Ascomycota; Eurotiomycetes; Chaetothyriales; Herpotrichiellaceae. Bases 1 to 2196 code for a protein of 731 amino acids. The transcript is spliced from 3 exons.